This is a messenger RNA of Pelobates fuscus (common spadefoot toad), 1968 nucleotides long. RefSeq names its product RAB2B, member RAS oncogene family (gene RAB2B). Gene Ontology annotation, biological process: positive regulation of exocytosis; vesicle-mediated transport. Bases 196 to 840 code for a protein of 214 amino acids. Gene Ontology annotation, molecular function: GTPase activity; GTP binding. Gene Ontology annotation, cellular component: Golgi apparatus. The transcript has 8 exons. The record is from RefSeq and is a predicted model, not a curated record. NCBI's taxonomy places the organism in Eukaryota, Metazoa, Chordata, Amphibia, Anura, Pelobatidae.
UGACUUCCGUAGUAUAGAGCGGCUCCUGGAGGCGUAGAGUAGGUAACGCUCAGAAAGGGCGUCCAAUUUCAUAGACCUAAGUGUGGUCCAUGCAGUGUACAGCGACACCUGCUGGUGGAAUAGAGCGGAUCCUCGGUGUACACAGAGCCUCCUCCCCAUCAUCACCUGCCCGGUGGCGCUGCUGGUAGUACCGUCAUGUCUUACGCCUUUUUAUUCAAGUAUAUAAUAAUCGGAGACACAGGUGUGGGAAAGUCCUGUCUCCUCCUACAGUUUACAGAUAAGAGGUUCCAACCUGUUCAUGACUUAACUAUUGGGGUUGAGUUUGGAGCCCGGAUGAUUAAUAUUGACGGGAAGCCUAUAAAGUUACAGAUAUGGGACACGGCUGGGCAAGAAUCAUUCCGUUCCAUAACACGAUCAUAUUACCGAGGGGCUGCAGGAGCUCUGCUAGUGUAUGACAUUACCAGACGGGAAACUUUUAGUCACCUCACCUCCUGGCUGGAAGAUGCUCGGCAGCACUCCAGUUCAAAUAUGGUGAUCAUAUUGAUUGGAAACAAAAGUGACCUUGAGAGCCGCAGAGAUGUUUCAAGGGAGGAAGGAGAAGCCUUUGCUCGAGAACAUGGUCUCAUAUUUAUGGAAACAUCUGCCAAAACUGCAGCCAACGUGGAGGAGGCCUUCAUUGGAACCGCCAAAGAAAUCUACAAAAAGAUCCAACAGGGACUGUUUGAUGUGACUAAUGAGGCUAACGGCAUCAAGGUUGGACAACAGCCAAUAAGUGAGCCUUUGGGAGGGGGAGCACAACGAAGCCAAGCAGAAGGUGGAAGGACUUCUGGGUGCUGCUGAAUUAGACUCGAGCUUAACAAUUCACCAUUCCUCUUGCGUUUCUUUCUCCCUAUUUAUUAUUAGACAAUUGCUUUUUGUAUUAUUUUAAUAUUAUUUUUGUUUAUUUAUUAUUUUUUUGUAAAGAUUAUUUUAGCCUUAAAUUGUGCGUUUAAGUGACAACAAUGUAAACCAUUUAAAAGGUGUGUGAGUGGCCUUUCAUGCUCAUUUCUGUCUCCCUUAAAGGGACACUCCAAGCACUUUGACAACUUCCGUGCCUAUUUAACCUUAAGGUAUUUCAUCUAGACUUGUUUAAUAUGUGGGAUAGAAGUUGUUCAUUUUCACUUCUACUUCCCAUUUCCCACAAGAUACUGAUACAUUUACAGACAUCUAGGGAUUUUCAUGCACAGUAACACCCCAAAAGUACACUGAAGUCAAUGCAAGUUCUGCAGCUCUACUGUGCUUACCUCUGUGUUUUGUAUAGGACAGCAUUGAACUGUAGUGUGCAUGUGCAUUAUGUUUUGCAUGUCGAAAGCGUGCAAAUUCAAUUCUAUAUCCGUAUGCACGGCUUUAAAUUGUUCAGCUACUUCUUUGCUGCCACUCAGUGAAUAGAAUAAGGGAAGUAACUCUGCCAAUAAUCUUUGCAGGCAAGCAUUAUUUUUAAUAAUUUUAUUCUAAUGUUAAUACAUUAUUUAAAAAGAAGAAAAAAAGAAAACAUCACAAAUGUGGGUUAACUCCAACUUGGAGUGACACUUUAAAAACCAAUGAAGGGAGCCUGUUAUUGCAGACAAAAAUGCAUGCUUCUAUCUCUGUUAUAUAACAUGCCCUGGUUGGUUAUGUAUUUUUAAAGGACAAAAAAAAAGAAUUCUUGUCCUAAAUUUUGAAACACGCUAUGAAAACAUCUAAAUCAAGUAUAUUGACAAUUUUGUGAAACGCGGUUCAAACUCUCUCUCAGAUCCAUAAUUCACUCCUAUCUUGCCGCUAUUUCUGUUUGAUUCCACAUGUAAAAUAUACAGUGAAAACAUAUUUUGAGUUUCAGAAUAUGAGAGAUGUUAAAGGAAGGUGAGCAUACCCAGAGGGCAGACAGGCAGUGGCUAUUAACGGAAGAAAUGCUUUUGGAAGGAGGAGGCAGAGUUACACUGUUGUAGGGCU